Adineta steineri is the source of this 2946-nucleotide messenger RNA. The record is from the annotation of a GenBank genome assembly. NCBI's taxonomy places the organism in Eukaryota, Metazoa, Rotifera, Eurotatoria, Adinetida, Adinetidae.
AUGAUGAAUAUCAAUCAUGAAUCAGACGACGACGACGAUGACGAUGAUGAUGAUGAUUUAGAAUUAUUAAAAACACUCUCUCAACUACAUGGUAUUAUUAAUACUACUACUCAAUCUUCUGAAGAAAAUAAUCAUUUGGAGUCUCAACUGUCAUUUUAUGCUUCGAGUAUUAAUAAUGAGAAAAAUUCUUUUGACUCUUCGCCUAAUAAUCUAAUAAUAAAUGGAAAUGAAACAGAAUUAUCAAAUAAGAAAAGUCAAAAUAGUAGGCUUUUGAUACGACCAACUCCCUAUGUCAAUGAGACGAUAAUAAAAACCGACGACGAACAGGAAGAAAAAAAUGAGAAAAAAAAUGUUAUUUUUUAUAAAAAUCUUAAUGAUGAUGUUGGUAAUGCAUCGUCAACCUCUCCUAUUUUAUUAAAUAAUGAUUCACAUUCUACUCUCGUUAUUGUCGACCCUGAUACAUCCUCUUCAUUACCUAACUUAUUAUUGUCAAACGACGACAACGAUUCAACAUUAUUCACAAAUCAAUUGAUUACCGACGAUCUGCAAAUAUCAAAUACAAAAUCAAAUAUGAAUAAUUUACCUAGUAACGAUCUUCCCGAUCAGACAACAUCAAAUCUAUUUGAUCCAUUUGCUCCAAUAAUAACAACAGCAACAACAACAACAACAGCGCCAGCAGUAAACACAACAGGAAUGUUUGAUGACACAUUCCAUCACUCACAAAGUACGAAUAUAAAUGAAUUUGAAACACAACCCGAUUUUUCAUCAUCAUCAAAUCUAUCUUCAACACAACCAUUAGCUAAUUAUAAUUUUGAUGAUCUAUGGGAUCAAUCAGUAUCUCAUAUUACAUCAUCAAAUAACCAUGAAAUUCAAUCAGAUAAUGAUAUUAAUCCAAAUACAUUCGCAUGGGAUGCAUUGGUUAAUAAUAACAAUGAAAAAACAAAUCCAUUUAAUGACAAAACAAAUGUACCAACAUCAAAUAUAACAUGGAAUUCUUUAUUUGGUUUAGAAGAACAACCACAACAACAACAAGAAGAAAAACAAGAAGAUAAAAAUGAUCUGAAAAAUUUCUUAAAUUGGAUUAUUAGCCAUUUAGAUGAUUCAAAACCUUCAAUUGAAUUUACUUCAAUACAUAAUCUUGAAAGUAUUAUAAACGAUAUUCAUAUGUGUACAUUACCAUUUACACCGAUACCAUCUCCACCAUUACACAUUGAUCAUACAGUUACAAAUCCAAUGAUUAAUGCAACUCAUCAUGAAUUAUUUCCAAUUGAUGAAACCGAACAACCAAAUGUAACACAAGGACAACAAUCAAUGAUAUUAUAUGAAGAAGAAGAAGAAGAUGAAGGUGAAGAAGAAGAAAAAUCUAGUGAAUUAUUAUCUAUUGAAAAUUCAAUUAAACCAAUAGCUGAAAAUUUUGUUUCAAAUGUUUUACAAACAGCCUUACAUGAAGUUCAUGAGCCUAAUCAACAAGUCGAACAUUUGGUUGAUCAAAUAUUAGCACAAGCCGUAUUUGACGUUUAUAAUACAGAUAUAAAUUUAUCAGAAACUGAAAAAAAUGAUCCUUUACCAAUAGAAAAUCUUGCAACAAUUAUUAGUUGGCAUGAUCAAACAAAAGCAACGAAUAAACACUUACCUGAUCCUUUUGAUCAAAAAUUUGAUAGUGUUUGGAGUAGUCAUUUUGAGGCACCAGAUGAUACAACGAAUGAAAAUUUAUUUGAAAAUCAAAAUCAAACUGAAACUGAAAAUGAUAUUGAUCCAUGGUUAAUAACAAAAACAGCAACAACAACAACAACUGAACUUGAUCCUAUGGUACUUUUUUCUAAAACUUUUGAUGAAACAGAUUUAUUUUCUUCUGCAACUAAUCCAAUAAAUAAUAUUCCAGAAACAGACGACGAUGAGACUGGCACGCUUAGUGAAUAUGUGCCACCGCUAUUAUUAACAAAUCCUGCUAACGCUGCUAUGGCUACUAAUAAUUUGAUGAAAUAUACAUUGACAGCACCUGUCAUAGAUGAUAGCGGUGAUGACAGUUCUACUAUUGAAGAUUAUUUUUCUACACGCAAGAAUGAUUCAUCUAUAACAACGAAUGCUAAAAUUAAUGAAGAACCAGCUGCAGACAUAGAAGAUAUAACAUGGAGAGAACAAGAAGAAAUAGAAACAAAUGAACAAGAAAAUUUCUUUUCGAAAAAAGCACGUCUAUCACAAUUUGAAGUAUUUGCAAGUGAUCAACCAUUAAAUUCACCGGAGAUUGAAUCAAAAUUUUCUAAUAUAAAUACACAAUUUGGUAAUGAUUUCAACGAAUUUUCACAAUUACAACAAUCAACUGAUGAUAAUGCAGCAUGGAUAUCAGUUGAUAAAUCAUCUGAAAUGGUUAAAUCGAAUAAUUUUGGUGAUAAUGAACCAUGGGAAUUAGAAGAUCAUGGUGAAGAAAAAAUAACACCAGUACCAACAACAAUGCGACUAUCUGCAUUUAAUGACAACGAAUUUGCAACGAAUGAAAAACGUAAUUCACAAAAUAAUUUUUUUUCAGACUCUUUUAAUCCACCAACAUUUACCGAAAAUGAUUCAAAUAAUAAUAAAGAAAAUUCUCCUGAUCAUUUUAUCAAAAAACAAACAAAUGAAGAUAUUGAUCAAUCAAUACCUAAAAGUGUACGUUUUGAUGAUCGUAUACAAAAUAUACGUAGUCCAACACCGCCAACAGAUAUUCUUAAUGAAUCAAAAUCAUCAACAAAAAGUGAUUCAGAUGAUAUUGAUAUCGAUGACAUUAGUCCAAGUUUCGAAACAGGUAAUGAUCAGAUUACUGAUCAUACAAUGGAAACAAGCUAUGUCAAUGUUGAUACAACAGAUGUAAAAGCUGAACAUUCAUAUAAAUCAAAUGAAUUACCAUCUCAUACUCGAUUAGAAAGUGAAGAUUUAUCUACAUCAUUAACAGAUAAAACAAGUAAGUAG